Messenger RNA from Nymphalis io (European peacock), 1549 nucleotides. RefSeq names its product FMR1-interacting protein NUFIP1 (gene Nufip). The transcript is spliced from 3 exons. Gene Ontology annotation, biological process: box C/D snoRNP assembly. Bases 130 to 1398 code for a protein of 422 amino acids. Gene Ontology annotation, cellular component: nucleus. Gene Ontology annotation, molecular function: RNA binding. The record is from RefSeq and is a predicted model, not a curated record. Lineage: Eukaryota; Metazoa; Arthropoda; Insecta; Lepidoptera; Nymphalidae.
UAUAGGUACUCUUGUGUGUGUCUCAAUAAUCAAUAUUGAUUUUAUAGAUGAGGAAGUAAAGGUAGCAACUAUUUGUGAACCAAUUGUAUUUAACCUAAAAUUAAAAGAUAGAAGAAAUUUAUAUUAAUCAUGAAUACAUUAUCGCAAAAUAGGCAAAGUAUUAUAUUAAAUCGAAAAGUAAGGCCACAGGGUAAUAUUAUGGUCAGAAAAACUAAUUUAAAUUCCCAUUGGCCACCGCAAUCAUUACCCGGCUGUGAAAAAUAUUGGUGUGAAACAUGUGACAAGGGUUUUAUGACCAGGAUCCAUCUUAAUUAUCACAAACAGCGGCACCAAAAAUGCAACAUAGAUGGAUGUCAAUUUGUAGCACACCCACAAGUAAUUACAAAACAUAUCCAAAUGCAACAUGCUACAGGUUUAUAUAAAAGGAUUGGAAAACUUAACAACCCAGAAGAGAUUAAGAAAUGGAGGGAAGAAAGAAAAAAGAAAUAUCCAACAAAAGAAAAUAUUGAGAAAAGACAAGCUGAAAUGAAAGAAAAGAUAAGAAGAGGUGAAAAAAUGGGAUUAAAACGCAGCCUCCAUAAAUUCAAUAAUAUAAAAUCUGGAUAUGACAAUAAAAAUCGGCAAUACAUGACUCGUGAAAAAUAUAUGAGAUCAUUAAAAGACAGUAAAAUUACACCACAAUUGUCAAACAAUAAAAGAACAGUUAAAAAAAUAGUGCACAAAGUAAUUCCUCCUAACGAAGAAACCAGAAAACUGCAACCUUUCAAAGGUAUUCAAUAUAUAGUAGCUGACGAUAGUAAAGAAGAGGAAACAACAGAAGUUAGCAAUCAUUUAAUAGAAGAUGAAGAAGUGACCGAUGCAGAAGUAGUUGACCAAACAAUUACAAAACCAACUCUCUGUGGUGCUUUGACAUCAUUGAUAUGUAAUUAUGAGUCCAGUGAUGAAGAGGAUAUUAAAGUAAAAGCAAUAACUAACCCCACUACACCACUAAAUAAUUUAAACACAGCUACAAACUCAAAAAUUAAAGAUAAUGACAAUAAGUAUUUGAAUAAUAGUAAAGAAUCUAAAAAAUUAGCUAAUGAAGAUAGAAUAGUUUCAAAGGCUGACAAUAAUUCAAUUAAUAAUCCUAACGAAAGUGAAAAUGAGAGUGGACCUGAAGAAGCAACAGUUGACAAGGUCACUACAAAUGAUGAAUCAAAACCUGUAAAAAGAGUACUAACAAAAAAAGAACGCCUACAAAUGUGUGCUAAAGCCAAAAGUAGAAACAAACCCCUUAACCUGAGAAGAAAAUUACCCUCAACACUUCUAGAAAAACUAUUGCAUAAGGAAAUUCAACACGAAAGAAAUGUUAUUUUGCAAUGUGUAAGAUAUGUGGUAGAGCACAAAUACUUUGACUAAGUUUCAACUAAAUUAAUUUUAUGCAAUAGUUGCAAUUAUACUAAAAUAUUAAAAUAAAUUUCUUUAUGGUAUGACUUCAAGCUCACAUUGCCUAAAAUUUUUAUACAAAUAAAGUUCAUAAAAGAUACAGUUACAGAAAUACCUCAUAUUA